Molecule: messenger RNA, 2750 nt
Organism: Scophthalmus maximus (turbot)
Lineage: Eukaryota; Metazoa; Chordata; Actinopteri; Pleuronectiformes; Scophthalmidae
Product: glycine--tRNA ligase-like
Exons: 17
Coding region: 16-2343 (775 amino acids)
Biological process (GO): mitochondrial glycyl-tRNA aminoacylation
Cellular component (GO): mitochondrion; cytoplasm
Molecular function (GO): ATP binding; glycine-tRNA ligase activity
Source: RefSeq, a predicted model, not a curated record
GCCAAAUAUGACUUUAUGACAGACUCUGUGUUCAGUUCAGAGUCUGUCCUCCUGGCUGAUGCAACAAAGGCCCUGGUUUUCAGCACUGUAACUCCAGCAGAACAGAGAGAGAGAGAGAGAGAGAGAGAGAGACACAGAGCAGAGGCAGGGGCCUCCUCCUCCUCGUCUCCUCCCUCAGCCAGAGGAGUGUCUGAAGGGAAGCGGGACCUCCUCCUCUACCUCCUACCUCCUCAGUCCGGAGAACAGCAGACGCUGAAGCAGAAGCGAUCGCGAGCAGCCUUUUUCUUUUUAUCAAACGUCCAACGUAUCAAGAUGGAGCAGGUGCUGGCACCUUUGAGAGAGGCCGUGCGCGCACAGGGUGAUCUUGUGCAUCAGCUGAAGGCCAAAGGCGCCCCUGAGCAGGAGGUGAGCAAAGCUGUGGCUGAGCUGAAAGCCCGGAAGAAGACUCUUGAAGCCAAGGAGCUCGCCCUGCAGCCCAAAGACGAGGUCGUGGACAGGGCGAGGAUGGAGGACACCCUGAAGAGGAGGUUCUUCUACGAUCAGGCCUUUGCCAUAUAUGGAGGCGUGAGCGGCCUGUACGACUUUGGCCCAGUUGGCUGCGCCCUGAAGAUCAACAUCCUGCAGGUGUGGAGGCAGCACUUCAUCCAGGAGGAGCAGAUCCUGGAGAUCGACUGCACCAUGCUGACCCCCGAGCCCGUCCUCAAGACGUCAGGGCACGUGGAUAAAUUCGCCGACUACAUGGUGAAAGACGCCCAGACUGGUGAAUGCUACCGAGCGGAUCACCUCCUCAAAGCUCACUUGAAAAAAAUGAUGUCUGACGAGAAAUGCUCGGAGGAGAAGGCGAAUCAGAUGGAGGACGUGAUCACUCAGAUGGAUAACUACACUCAGCAGGAGCUGGCUGCUCUCUUUGAGAAGUACAAUGUCAAGUCUCCCGCCACAGGAAAUGACCUCACACCUCCCGUCUCCUUCAACCUGAUGUUCAAGACGUCCAUCGGGCCCGGAGGCAACACGCCCGGCUAUCUGAGGCCUGAAACGGCCCAGGGGAUGUUCCUCAACUUCAAGCGUCUUUUGGAGUUCAACCAGGGGAAGCUGCCCUUCGGUGCUGCCCAGAUUGGGAACUCCUUCAGGAACGAAAUCUCCCCCCGCUCGGGACUCAUCCGUGUCAGAGAGUUCACCAUGGCCGAGAUCGAGCACUUUGUGGACCCCAACGAGAAGAUCCACCCCAAGUUCUCCAACGUGGCCGACCUGGAGAUAUUGCUGUUCUCCUCUAAGGCUCAGACCAGCGGGCAGUCUGCACAGAUCAUGAGGCUGGGGGAUGCUGUGGAGCAGGGAGUGAUCAACAACUCAGUGCUGGGUUACUUCAUCGGAAGAAUCUACGAGUACCUGAUCAAAGUGGGUCUCUCCAAGGACAAAGUGCGCUUCCGUCAGCACAUGGAAAACGAGAUGGCUCACUACGCCUGCGACUGCUGGGACGCGGAAUCCAAAACAUCAUAUGGUUGGAUAGAAAUCGUGGGCUGUGCUGAUCGCUCCUGUUAUGACCUGUCAUGUCACGCCAGAGCCACCAAGGUCCCACUGGUGGCAGAGAAGCCUUUGAAAGAACCCAAAGUGGUUAACGUGGUCCAUUUCGAACCCAACAAAGGGGCCAUCGGCAUGGCCUUCAAGAAGGAUGCCAAGUCAGUCCUGGACUACCUGGCCGUCUGCGACGAAUGCUACAUCACCAAUCAGGAGAAGCUCCUCAGUGCCGCUGGGGAGUUCAGCUUCGAGAUGGAGGGCAAAAAAUUCAAACUGACCAAAGACAUGGUCAGUGUGAAGAGGUUCCAGAAGACCUUGCACGUGGAGGAGAUUGUUCCCAACGUGAUCGAGCCCUCGUUCGGCAUCGGCAGAAUCAUGUACUCCAUCUUCGAGCACUCGUUCCAAAUCCGGCAGGGAGAUGAACAGAGGACGUAUUUCAGCUUCCCUGCCACCGUGGCUCCAUAUAAAUGUUCCAUCCUGCCUUUGAGCCAAAACCAGGAGUUUAUGCCAUUUGUCUCCCAGUUAUCCGAGGCGAUGACCAGGAACGUCUUGUCUCACAAGGUGGACGACUCCUCCGGAUCCAUCGGGCGGCGCUACGCCAGGUCCGACGAGAUCGGAGUGGCGUUUGGCAUCACCAUCGACUUCGACACGGUGAACAAGACGCCGCACACGGCCACUCUGAGAGACCGAGACUCCAUGAGGCAGAUCAGGGCCGAGGUCACCGAGUUACCGGGGAUGGUUCACGACCUGACCAACGGCACCUUGACUUGGGCUGAGGUGGAGAGCAAGUACCCCAUAUUUGAAGGACAGGAGACCAACAAGAAGGCGUAACCAGCCUCCUUGCGUGCUCAGGGUUUUUUGUACAAGAUUUUGUAUUUUUAACCACAGUCCCAGCGUUUUGUGAAACAGAUGCUGGCUUAAGAAAUUGAAAUAGGAACGGUUCCUGAUGAUAAUGCGCGGGCCAAAUAUCAUAAUUAGAAAUAUUAUUUAACUGUAUUCAUUCCAGGCACUUAAUCUGUAUCUGUUAGACCUGGAGAUUUUAAUGUAUUACAUAGACUGUAUGAAAACUGCUAAGAACCAGGCUGGAGGGGCUAACACAGUCCUCUGUGGCCUCCUACCUCUAAUAUUAUUGUCACCUGAUCAACUCUCUUAAUAAUUCUGAAUGGAUGUGAAGCAUAUAAAAUGUAUAUCCUGUUUGUCUUGGUUAACCUUUUCCAAAUAAAUAACAUGGCAUAUGA